Molecule: messenger RNA, 1458 nt
Organism: Mytilus californianus (California mussel)
Lineage: Eukaryota; Metazoa; Mollusca; Bivalvia; Mytilida; Mytilidae
Exons: 3
Coding region: 1-1458 (485 amino acids)
Source: RefSeq, a predicted model, not a curated record
AUGGAGGAUGGAUUCAUAAUAGAUCAUGGAAUAUCGGAUGAAAAAGAAGAAUAUUGUAUUCGUCUGUUUCAGAGUCAGACACAGAAGUUCUCUGCAAAUGAAGCGGACCAAUUACAGUUACUACUAAAUGAAGUAGUAGAGAAAUAUUUAAUUGUUUUAGACAACUGGCAGCAAGAAGUUUACAAUAUAAGAAACGCACAUCAUAAAAUAUGGAUGGAUAGUCGAGUGACCAGAAACAUAAUUCAACACAGGGCUGGAAGUCGAGUUGAAUCGCAAACACGAAUACUUCCAGCUGGAAAAGAUACCGAUGUGGAUUACAUGUUUGAACUGGACGGAAUAGAAGUGAACUGUGAUAAUGAAUGUAAAGAUAUAUACUGGAAACCAAGUGCUGAAUCACUUGCAUUUGGAGCAAUUUUUGUCCAAAAGCAUUAUAGAGACAUUCUAGAAAAAAACAAUGCUGACAUAUUUACUGCAGACACGUUUGAAUGGAAUACAGUUGAGAACGCCUUUAAUUUGGUGCCCAGUAUAUUUAAAGAGAAUGUCGUUAAAGCUAGCCAUUUCGAUUUCGAGAAAGAUAAAAAGGUCUCGGCAACUUGUCCAUCAGUGGCAGGGAAAGGGGUUAUAAAUGAAUAUGAUACUGUUCCCUGUCUAAGAUUAAAAAAAUGGCCGUGCAUAGCUUCUACAUGGAAUCAACGAGGCCCUGUUCUUGAGAAAUUUGUAAUAAAUUCUAAAUGGAAAGAUACCAUAGUAAAUUCAAUUCCUCUUUUUCUUGUUUCAACUGGAAAUCCUUUGUCGUCUAACAAAGACAAAGAAUUCCGACUUUCUUUUUCAAUGGCUGAAAUUUCGUGUUUUGAUCGUCUUACUCAGAAAAUGAGAACAAACUAUGGAAUUGCAAAAUACGUUUACAAGCGACUUUUUUCCGAGGAAAAUUAUGAUUUGUUGAGUUCUUACCAUCUUAAAACUAUUUUCCUCCAUAUGGUAGAAGAAUUAAGUGAAGAUAAAUGGGAGAACAUGACUUCACUAAAUUUUAUCAGAGUAUUUUUUAGCGAGAUAAAAAGUAGCAUAAUGAAGCAAAAUAUAUCCCAUUAUUUUAUAAAGGCAUGUAAUGUCUUUCCUCUUCAUAAAACUUCAGGGGGCAAAGAAAAAUAUUAUCAUGACAAAUUUCUGAAUGAGAUGCAUAUCAUUUCAAAAACCAUUUUGGAAUUGCUUUGCAGCGAUCUCGAAAUACCAAAUGACUAUUCAAAAACACUGGAAUUUGCAAUUAGGAACAUCAAUCAGCUUGAAACAUCUGAUAAAAUGGAACGAUAUAUCGCCGGUUAUUUGACACGUCUUUUAAGCAUGACAACAUAUUCGUUGCAUGAAAACUAUCUAAAAGGACAGUUAAAUGAGGCUUGUGACAGUGUUCGAGAGAUUUUAUGUAAAUUGUUGAUGGAGUCAGAACCAACAGUUUCUGCUUAA